This is a messenger RNA of Exophiala mesophila, 6029 nucleotides long. RefSeq lists its product as hypothetical. Gene Ontology annotation, cellular component: cytosol; cytoplasmic stress granule. Gene Ontology annotation, molecular function: RNA cap binding. Gene Ontology annotation, biological process: mRNA stabilization; positive regulation of translation. Bases 1013 to 3976 code for a protein of 987 amino acids. The record is from RefSeq and is a predicted model, not a curated record. The transcript is spliced from 2 exons. NCBI's taxonomy places the organism in Eukaryota, Fungi, Ascomycota, Eurotiomycetes, Chaetothyriales, Herpotrichiellaceae.
CCAGUCCGAGUACGACUGACGCCCACUACUCCGGACUCUGCCUGCACUCACACUGACUCUUCCCAGUCACUAGUACUACCACUCCUCACUCACACUCCAACUGCCACUCACAAUCAUAACCACAACCACUGCUUCCUCUUCCAUUUCUAUCCACUCCAACCGAUCACCGACCACCGACCGCACCACCACUUUUAUUUCUCCUCCCCGACCUCACCUUGUCCUCAUUUGUCCUCGCGCAGUCCCCUCCAUAUCUUCAUUUCUACCCAUUCUCAUUCUCAUCUGUCCCUCAUCUCUAAUCCUCGAGUCUCUCGUUCCCCCCCAGUCCGUCAGGGUUUUUCCCUGGCGUCUGCAUGAAAUUUCUACCACUCAAAAAUAAUCACCACAUCUCUCACACUCCAGAGCCCCCUCGCAGUCUGUCCACCAGCUGACGAACCUCUCCUACGAGUGACCUUCCUUCUUCCUCUAUCGACCUUCCUGCUCGAGUCCCGGCUCCUCCUCCUCGUCAUCCUCCUCCUCCCACCACUGACCCUCGGUGUCUCAGACGCCGCUUUGUGCACCGUUUCCUCCCCGCCGCCAAUGAGGCUCGAAGCCUGACUGAGAUCUCUCUCAGACUAGUCUCCCUGUCCUGCGGUCGAACCCACCUCUAGACCUUCGUCUGCUCAGAUCUGCCCAAGUCAUCAUCACAUCAAUUCAACCUUGCCUCAUCGAGCCUCGACGACAAUUACACCGUCGACUAGUCAAGACAUCCCAACCACAGACUUUGUUAGCCACUUGGUUGCACGGAUCAUACGUAUCUCGGGUUGUGCCUUGACCUCAACAUCAUCUGGGGUGCUCUGUUACGCAAAGUUCAGAGCCAGAGGACCAAAGUCAAAUCAGCUUCGUGCUGGGUUCGCGCACUUGCGACCUUGCAUUGGUCACUCAACACUACAGCCAGCACAGUGCUGGUGAGGGGUAACUAGUUCGAGCAGAAAAUCCUCCCUUGAGGUUUUGGUCCUUCGAUCUCGAUACGGUCAUGUCUGCUUCAACUUCAACCGCUGUGCCGGUUUUCUCAUACGCACAGGCUGCAAAAGGUCUAGCUCCAGCAUCCUCCCAGGCCGCCUCGAGAAAUGAGGUCCCAACUUCGGACAAGGCUGGUAAAGACAAACCAACCCAAGCUGUAGCUUCAGUCCCUACUCCCAAAUCUUCUCAGCCGGCUUUGGGAGGCGACGGCAAGUCAACUACAGUCGAUUCAGCCACUGCGAGCUCCACACCAGACAUCCUGGCAUCCAGCGAGGUCGGACAGAAAACCACUGAAAACUCGCAACAAGAGUCGCAACAAACUCCACAGAAUGACACACUGGCCAAGGUUAAUGGUGUAUCGCCUAACGCUGCGUCAGCCCAAGAUGUGCAGAGCAAUACGAGGCCUGCCCUGACCAAUGGUCGAGCUGACUCUUCUGAUCGCUCUCCCACCGUUGCAACACGCGAUGAUAGCUCUCAGAGCACUAGCGACAAAAAGACAAAAGACACAGAUGAUGAUUGGGAAAAGGUAUCUAAUCCUUCGAUAGCGCCGGAAAAGGAGCUCAAGGCUGCUCCCAUUCCAACUGUCAACAUCUGGAAACAGAGACAAGAGGCACAGGCGGCAAAGAAGAAAGAAGUCACCGCUACUCCUGCGACACUUCCGAGCUCACAGCAAAAGCCGAAACCAGAAGAGAACAAGCGUAGGCCAUCAACCAAGGAUCAGCCUACCAUUGAUCGAGAGGGUCGAAACGGCGAGGUUGGCCGUCCCGGCGUCCGCAAGGACAAUACAUCCACUCGCUCUCCUCGAUCCAUUUCCAGACAGGGUGAGACUCAAACCGAGUCCGAAGCACCUCCUACCGUCGGCGACUCUCAGUCAUGGCCAACUCCCGAAAGUUCGAUGCCCGACGAACGACGCAAGUCAUCAAGCUAUGAGAAAGUGGAUAAACCGGAUCCCAAAUUCAACGUGCAAAAGUCUCACGGCAAGAGCUGGGUCUCCGUGCCAUUUGUACCAUCCGCAAAAUUUGAAACUCAACUCCCCCCAGCGGCUGCCCGUCGAGGUGGCCGGGGCUCUGCCAGGGGUGCUCGAGACGCUGGUGCACGAGGAGCUACAGGCAAUGUUACAGAAAAGCAAGAAACCAGUGGUUUGAUGGGACCCCCUCCAAUUCCUAGACCUUCUGGUGAGCAAGACCGUGGACGUAGGUCCGAAGGUCAGAGUGGUGCACGCGGUGCGUCCGUUCCCACUAGUUCAACGGCAAAUCGCCAACCAAACGGCGACGAGAGCCUAGCCACUAUCGGACAGCGAUCUUUGGCUAUGGACAAGGAAUUUAUUCCCAGCGAGAACGCUACGACAUCCAACUCUUCGCAUAUCCGCGAUCAAUCUGCAAAGACAACAAUGAGCUCCAGAUCAUCCUCUGGACACACUGGUCAUGCCGGCCACCGAGCUUCAGAUGGUAACACUAACUUGAACGAUCAAGCCAUGGGCUAUUCCCAUGUCUCUGAGCAGGGCACGAGGCAGUCCAGUUCUGGUGAUAGGUUCAAAGGCGUUGGAGCAACGUCUGGCCCACCCCGUGGCAACGGAGACUUUGCGAGAGAUCGUACGGCUGUAAGAAAUCGUGAAUGGUCACGAGACAAGCCGGAAAAUGCACGUGAAAAGGUCGAGUCUUGGAGAGAUCGAGAGAACUCUAAUGAUCAAGGCAGCCGUCGCGACACCCGUACUGAGCGUGGGGGCCGUAAUGGACCAUUCCGUGGAGCACGGGGCGGCCAUAGCUUCGGUUCUACAUAUGGUUCACACACUUCACCACUGCCUCAGAAUGGGUUUGAGCCAGCUAGGUCAACCUCUCAGUCUGGGACGCGAUCGAGACAAUCCUCGCAGCCCUUUGUUCCAACCCAGACGGCCACAAAUCCCCGUCAGAAUCCACGAUCGCAGUCUAUUCCGGUGCAAAUGGUGUAUCCCCAAUACUAUCAGACUGGUCACAACGUUGCGCAUGGUCUGCCACCGCUGCAGACUGAUGGUUACGGAUACCCACAGAUGCCCCUGCAACCAGGCAUUAUGAGCGCAAUGCCCUACAACGAGCCGUUGAAUCAGUUAGCGUUGAUGUCAAUGGUCGUGACUCAGAUUGAAUACUACUUCUCGAUCGACAACCUUUGUAAGGACGUUUUCCUACGCAAGCACAUGGAUGGUCAAGGCUGGGUCCCUCUGAGCGUCAUCACCAACUUCAAGAGAAUCAAGACUCUGACUGAGGAGAACAUGGCAAUCGAAACCCUACGUUUUAUCUGUCAGACCGUCAGAAGCGUCGAUUUUCUUCCUGGUAUUGAUGGCGAUGACCGUCUCCGUAGCCGGGAUAACUGGAGAGAUUUUGUGCUUCCCCCAGAGGAGAGAUUCGAGUCUGCUCGGCACGAUGGGCCUGUCCACGCACCACAGCAGUACAUGCAAAUUUACCCAGGCGCACACAACUCGUUUGAGGGUGGCUUAGAUGCUGAACAAGCACAGAGUCCGCCUCCUAUUGGAGGUGGUGUGCCCAAUGGUGUUUUCAGCCAUGGGUCGCCCCCUACGUUCACUCCAGGACUUCCCAUCGAUCUUCACUCGACUAACGGCACUUUCAUCCCACCCAUUGAGGAUUCUCUGGCUGCUGACAUGCGCCACCCAUCAACCCAGACUGUUCCUCCUCACAUCCCUGCCACGCUUAGGUCUCCACCACUUCAAGGCUCACCGUCACAAGUUGCUCACAUCAACGGACAUCGUCGUCAGUCGUCUCGCUCAGAUAUCGAAGCGAAUGUUUUCCCAGACGAAAGCAUUCCCAACAUCAAUAUUCGUAUGCAACAACGUACAGCAAGCACGAAAGCUGAGACAGUGGCUCGCUCCUCUCAAGUGCAGGUGGCAGCGCAAGACUCCAACGGCGUGGCCCAAGAAGCAUCUGAUCCAAGCACACAGCAAGGUGCACCCAGCUUACGGGGUGGUGCAGGGAGCCUGGAACAGUAAGCCGGCACUUCUUGUUUGAAGUCAGUGAGCUAAUCAUGGCAGACUGGAGCAAUUUCGCACCACAUCAUUUGCGAGCAUGAAAGGAAUUUCGUUUGGAGAAGAAAGCUCAGUUAUGUAUUACACGAGGGACGGCCAUGAGACACAGCUUCCUCCUCCCCGCCCGGGUGAAUACGACCAAGACUAUCUGUCAGUGCGUGACGCUGCAUUUGAGCAAAAGCAACACGGGGUGGAGGGAGCGCUGGAGCCCCUUUACUCCUUCUGGGUUGAUUUCCUCAGUGCCAGAUUCAAUCUUGGAAUGUACGAGGAGUUCAAGACUGCUGCAUUGGGUGAAGCGGACGCCAAUCACGUCAAUGGCAUCCUUCACUUGAUUCGCUACUACACCAAGGUGUUGAAUGGAGAAGUGGCCAUCAGCGAACGCAUUGCGUCUGACAUGGUGUCCAUUGCAAGAUCUUACCAGGUCAAUGAUCGUGUGUUGUUCCAGACUCUGCGAGCAGCAUGGCGAAACGGAGCUACAAACAUGAAGACGAUCAAGCGACUGGGUGAUCACUUCACCGCGGAAGAAAAAGCGGAGCUUGACAAGAGUGGCUGAAGGUCCGACAACAGUAGCAGGUCUUUUAGCAUUGCGAUGUGCCGAAACCAUGUCAUGAUGCAAGAUUUGCGAUUUCGGACACAUCUAUGUACUGGUGGACGCUAGGGCGAGGUGUCGCUCAAGGCCGAUAUGGUCGCCGAAUCGAGCGACAGCAUCUUGGAGUCAUGAUUGCCAUCUGACCAAGACAGAUGUGCAAUUUGUCGGUGUUGUGUGCUGCUGAGAUGUAUGUUUUGCCGACCUGGUUGUUGGGCCACGGCGGCCAUCCUCAACUGAUACCUUUUCUUUGUUUUGUGCUGCAUGGGCUGGCGCUAUUGGUGGUCUGAUUCAAGCGGCAGGCCUUUGCAAGAUUCAAAGGCUUUGUUGUGGCAGACAUACGACCAGUCAUGAUUGAUUUACAACAUACCCAGGAUGACUUGUUGACUCUCAUCUCUGUGGAACGGGACGAGUAUCCCUCUUUUUAUUUUUGCUGCGUUCUUGCAUAGACCAACAUGGGAGGAAGGGGAGGGACGGACGAGUUGAAGGACACUGGGGCUGCCCAUGAACAAUGUCGAUGGGCAGAUGUGAGUGGUGGCACUGGAUUAUUCUAGCUUGCUCGAUACCCUGGAGGAGCCUCGAUUGUGAUCUGAGCAGGACAUGCCAAAGGUCAGGUCAGGGCAAUGUCAUGCCAUGCCAGUCAACGACGGUGCUUUUUUCUUCUUCUAUUUGUUUCAUGGUCAGAGGUACCAUGGAUGUGUUCAAAUGGCCAGCCAUAUUGCAUGGAAAGCAUGGAGCGCAGGAAAUCACAUGUGUGGGCAAAUGUGGCCGAGAUGCCACUCUUCCUCUUCCUCAUCCUCAUCCGUUUGUUUCUUUAAUUGUACGCCGACUGACAGCAUGAAAGAGCGUCAAAGACAAAAGUUUGUACACAGUAUCAUGAGAUUAAAAAAAAGCUUGUUGGGGAGAGUUUUUGAUGGAGUUUUUGAUUGUGAUUCUAGUCUGAACUAGAGUAAAGGGCAUACAUAGCUGUGGCCCUAGAUAGCAGGGCUUGAAGCCGUCAACUGACGAUAUUGACGUGUGUUGUUCACGGCCACAUAUAGGCCAUGGAGUGCGUUGGGAGAGGAGCAGGCAGGUAGGCAUGAACGGUUGAGCUCUGUGUGAGAAAUUGAUAGAGAGGAUGGAGAGGAUGAGUGUCGCAGCCAGGACACAUAUCAGAUUGCUCUUGCUCCUUCCUGCCUUUGCCCUGGAUCAGCCAGAGUCCGACAAACAAGGCAGUUGCGGUUGCGGUUCAAAUGCCAAGGGCCAAAGGCCAAGUAACCACGACGGAAGCCUCGAUUUCGAUCGGUGUUACUCCUCCUGCAACACAUCCUUGUAGACACAGACAGGCUCUAGUCCAGAACAUCAUCAUUGCUGCGAUGUCCAUCCAUCCUUCCUUGAAGUUCUGUCAGCCUCCGGAGACGCACACACACACAGUCAUCGAGUAGAGUCCAG